This is a messenger RNA of Paramecium sonneborni, 1460 nucleotides long. The record is from the annotation of a GenBank genome assembly. NCBI's taxonomy places the organism in Eukaryota, Ciliophora, Oligohymenophorea, Peniculida, Parameciidae.
CAAACAUUUUAUAAAUGCUACAAGAAUGCAAAUCAGAAUUGGCAUCAUGUAAGGCAAAACUGAUAUCUUUGAGUAUAAAGGACAUGUCAAAACUAUUACCUAUGUGUAAGACAAGUACAAGUAAAAACGAUGUUUUUAUUUUGAAUGACAUGAUUGAAAAAUUUGAUUUUGAUGAGGAGAAGGAAAGGGUAUUUUGUUAAAGUAAUUCUUUAAGGAUAAUACAAAGACUAGUUUGAGAUUGUUGAGAAAUGAUGUACAAAGAUAUAUAAAAGAAUUGAAAGGGUUCACUAACAGUCAUGAGUACUAUUAAAAAAUUGAAAGCAUGGCAAAUAAUAUUACCAAUGCGUAUAUAUUUAUAUUGAUCUAUACAUAGAAUUACAGAUUAUAAAUCUAAAAUGUCAUAUUAAUUUGAUGAUCUAGCAUAAUAAGAGGAGGAAUUAAAUGAUGAAUUGAAAAUGAUUGAAUAAAAAAUGGACAAUUAUGAUAUUGUUUAAAAGUAACCAAUAAUCAAGAGAAAACCUAUGUAAAAUAAUGAAGAGACAACAAGUGAGUUAGGAUUAAUCAAAUAAAAAGUUGAUUUAAUUGAUGAAAAAAUAGAUUAAAUUAAACUAUUAGAACCAGAAGAUCAUAGAGAAUUUUUAAGAGUAAGAACUAAACAUAGAGGUAAAGUGUCUUAGAAUUUCAUUAAUGAUUGUCUCAAAGCUAUUCCCUUUAUUACAGAAGAUUAAUUAAUGGAACAAAUAGACAAUUACAAUUUGUUACAAUAGUUAGAAGAUGAAAAGAAAGAACUACUUGCAGAGUAUAAGAAAAAAAAAGAAGAAAAUAAAUAAAUAUAAUUAUAAUAAGAAUAAUUAUAACAAGAAAUUGAAAAAUAAAAAUAAGUUAAAAAGCCUUUAGUUCCUAAAGAAGAAAGAGAUAAAUAGAAAGAAGAGAUAAAGCAAUGGAAAAUUAAGAGAGUUACAUAAAAAGCAAUUGAUGAAAUUGAGUAUGAGACUUAAAAAGAUAUUGAAAAAUAAAAGUCUGAAAUUAUUAAGAAAGAAAGAGAAGAGAAAAAAUAAUAAGUUUAAUAUUAUAGAGAAUAAAAAAUGAUUGAAAAAUAGAGAGAAUAAGAAUUAAAAUAAGUUGAAACUAUGUCUAGAAGAUAUGUUAGUUAAGAAGCAAAAGAAAGAAUUAAAAUGAAAGAAAAUUAAUUACUGGAAAAAAAGAAGAGUAUUCUUGAAUAAAAGUAAAAGAAGUAAUUUGAUUAAGAAAUGAAACAAUAAACAAGAGAAGAGGAUAAAUAUAUAAAAUUUGCAUAUGUUGAAUCAAAAUUGAAUGAAACUACUAAGGCAGCAGAAUUAUAAAAGAGAUAGAAAUUUGAUCCUAAAAUAGAUCAAGGGAAAUAUGCAGAUACAUUUGGAGGGAAUUUAUUAGGAGCUGGAAGAAGAGCAAUUCCUGGAUGGAGAUAAAAUUUAGGUUGA